Messenger RNA from Protopolystoma xenopodis, 825 nucleotides. The record is from the annotation of a GenBank genome assembly. Lineage: Eukaryota; Metazoa; Platyhelminthes; Monogenea; Polystomatidea; Polystomatidae.
ACCGUCUCACCCUCUAUCCUAUUUCUGCAGUGCACUCCGGGUGAUGUGAUUGUACCAAUCUGCUUGGCUCUCGGUCUGGGAAUCGUUCAUUCUCAAAUAACCGCAUCACACGCUGGCGCAGGACAUACCGCAUCCCUUUCGACUACGACGCCGAAUACAUUAAUGGCCACCAGUAGCACGAACACAAUGAUAUCAACGACCAUGCCAGUGUCAACCGGUCGCCUCUUUUCAUCGCCCUCUCUCGUGUCCACUAUCACCGCGGCCGGAUUUGGCUGCCAGAAUGAGCUCAGGCCGCCAAAACACAACUUAGGCUCCCAGUUGCAAAGCCAUUAUCACAAUCACUGCCAAGCACGCCAAGACUCUCAAAGGCAUCUUCAAUCGUUGUCGGAUGUUUCCUAUCUACAUGAGCCUAUUGCGAAAGACUCCAUUAGCACAGGCACCAGUAGCCUUAUCCCGCCUCUUCUAAGCUCACCUUCAUUGGAUAUCCCAGUUUCAAAUACCCUUCUCCCUAUACUUGUUCCUUCUGACACCCCUGCUUCAACUUCCCCUCUCUCUGUGCAUUUGCUGAAAUGGCGCUGUUCUUUGACUCCGCCAUUACGGACUUCGAUCUCCAAGACAGAUCGGCUUUUGACAAACGAGUCAGUGGAGGACUUACAAACCUCGCAGGUAGACAGUUGCAGGCAAAUAAAUAAUAUAAAUGCAGACUUGGAUGAUCGAGAGGCUUUAUGUUGUGCUAGAACAAAGUCCGAUCGCAUUAUAUGUUCCCGGAAGGCUGAUUUGUUGAAAGCCAACCUUGAUCAGACUCAAUCUUCAACCACUUGGUGA